Molecule: messenger RNA, 3014 nt
Organism: Penaeus monodon (black tiger shrimp)
Lineage: Eukaryota; Metazoa; Arthropoda; Malacostraca; Decapoda; Penaeidae
Product: metabotropic glutamate receptor 3-like
Biological process (GO): G protein-coupled glutamate receptor signaling pathway; regulation of synaptic transmission, glutamatergic
Cellular component (GO): membrane
Molecular function (GO): group II metabotropic glutamate receptor activity
Source: RefSeq, a predicted model, not a curated record
UGUUAAGUUUUCUCUCGGCGCUGGAACGAGCACGACGCGACCCUCUCCCGCCGCGUCCAACACGUGACUGGAGUUGCGCCGUGCUGUCGAUGUUUUUGAUAUUUUGAUCAUUAGGGAUAUGAUAUGUAAAGAUAAACAAAAGACAAAUGUAGUUAUCUCGUGUUGAGGAAUCACCGCGGAAGAUUAAUAGAUAAAUGGGUAAAUAAGAAGGCAAAUAAUAACAUAAAGUGCUAAUCGUGUAUGAAUACAUUUUCCCAUAAGCGUAACAUCCAAUGGUUCACAGCCAAAUAUAGUGAAUGAAAUAUAACCAACGACCCCUGCAAAACUAGCCAUAAGAUGGAGAGCCUGCGCUUCUUCCUGACGCUCCUGACGGCGGCGUUGACGUCAUUCCUAAGCCCUUGCAGUGCCGAAGCCAUAGCCACCAACCCUUCGAACACCAAGAACGUGACCUUGAUCUAUCCUUCCGACGCGACGCUCUUCAUAGGCUCGCUCUUCCCGAUCCACGCGAGUCGACGGGACGUUGGCUUGGGCUUCGACUUGUGUGAUCGUCUGCAGGGCGCGGACGGCAUCCAACCCUUAGAGGCGAUGCUGUACACCCUCGACCAGAUCAACCAGAACAGCGACCUGCUCCCUGGCAUCACCCUCGGGGCACUGGCACUCGAUUCCUGCGAAUCCCCCAGCGUCGCCCUCGACCAGGCCCUCGGCUUCAUUAAGGGGUACCUGGCAGGGGAGAACAAGUACCACGAGGCAGAUUUUAUGUGUAACGACGGGUCCAUCCCUACUUACCGUGGUGGGAAAUUCGACAAGGUAAUUGGCGUCAUCGGCGGCCAAACUUCGGAAGUGUCUGUGCAGAUGGCCAGCGUCCUGCGCGUGAUUGAGAUGCCACAGAUCAGCUAUCUCAGCACCUCAGCAUCUCUCAGCAACAGGGAAAAAUACCCCUUUUUCCUCCGCACGGUUCCUUCCGAUAGCACUCAAGCUGAGGCCAUCCUGCAGAUCCUGAGCAAAUUCGGCUGGACCUACGCCAGCGUCGUGUAUAGCCGAGGCGAGUACGGCGAGGGCGGCUUCCACCAGCUGAAGUCACAAGCAAGUCGUUUUCACGUGUGUUUUGCCUCUCCAUCUCAUCGUCUGGCCAAGGACGACAGCGACGACACCUACAGGGAGGUCGUGAAGACGCUGCUGGCCAGGAAUGCUAGUGUGGUGGUGGUCUUCGCUAACGACGAGGUCACAGCCAAGUUAAUGAAAACGGUGCAGCUUCACGGCCGUUAUUCGCACAUCGUCUGGGUUGGGUCCGACGGCUGGAGCUCAUCGUCGCCAAAGAAACUGCCCCCCGAACGCCUCCUACGCACAGGCCCCGUGGCUGCACUUCGUCAGAGACGCCGUCUACGCCUUCGCCCACGCCCUUCACAACAUGUGGGAGGCGCGAUGCGAGGGGAAUCCAGGUCUCUGCGACGCCAUGGCCCACAGUGGACACGUACACGGACACGAGCUCUUUGGACACUUACUUAACGUGUCUUUUGAAGACGUCAACGGUCGUAGCUUCCAGUUCGAUAAAACGGGGGCGGCCUUCCCUCGAUACAGUGUCCUCAACUACCAGCGGGUGGAUAACUACAACUACAUGUGGGUCCCCGUCGGCACCUAUUCACGGACGUCAGAGGGUAAAAUUCUCGACCUUGAAGAGUCUUCGUUGAAAUUCCGCCAGCAUGACCGCCUCCCUGUGUCCUCCUGCGGGACGCCUUGCAAACCGGGAGAAGCCAAGAUACUGCUACAAGAUAAAUGCUGCUGGCGGUGUGAACCCUGCCAAGGCUACCAGUACUUAGACAACAGCACGCAGCUCUGCAAAGACUGCGACGAAUGCGAUGCGCCUGACGACAGCAAAGGCGCAUGCAAGAAGAAGGAGGAAAGGUUUAUUGACUACAAGAACCGGUGGGCCAUCACGUCCCUUGCCUUCGCUAGUUUGGGUAUCUUCAGCACGGUCCUGGUAGCGGUCAUCUUCUGGGUUUACCUGGACACACCUGUGAUCAAAGCAUCCUCGAGGGAACUCUCAUACAUUCUCCUUGCGGGGAUCUUCCUCUCCUUCGCCAUGACCUUCGUGAUCGUCGCCCCGCCCACCAUCUUCACCUGCGGCAUCACGAGGUUCUUCCUGGGCUUCUGCUACACCGUCUGCUACGCCGCCAUCCUCACCAAGACCAACAGGAUAUCGAGGAUUUUCAACAAGAACCCGAGCAAGCCACAUAAGGCCAAGUACACCUCCCCGCGCUCCCAAAUGGUGAUCGUCACCCUCCUCGUAAGCGUGGAGGUGAUCAUCAACAUCUCCUGGCUCGUGUAUUACUCGCCAUCGACGAAGCACCUCUGCUCGAGAGACACUGACUUCCGCAUCCGCAUCUGCAAUGGCCUUGAUGACUAUUCGUACAUCGUGGGUCUUAUCUAUCCGCUGGUGUUGGUCUGCUUCUGCACCGUGUACGCCAUCAAGACCAGGAAGUGUCCCGGAGGCUUCAACGAAGCGCGGUUCAUCGCCUUCACGAACUACACGACCUGUCUCAUCUGGCUCGUCUUCGUGCCUCUUUACCUGUCCACGGGGGCCUCUGAUGACGUCAGGAUCGUCACUCUGGCCAUGUCUCUGUCGCUCGGAGGAUUCGUGCAACUCGGCUGCCUGUUCUUCCCGAAAGUUCACAUCGUGUUAUUCAAGCCCGAGAAGAACACGAAGGACGCCGUGAUGAGCAUCCAGAGGACCUCCUCCUACAGGGCGGGAUCCAUCCGCCAGCAGCCUCCGGAUAACCUGCAGCAUCACUCGGCUCCCGCGAUCAUCUUCCUGAACAGCAAGCCCCCCGUUAAGCCAGAAGGAGGUGGUCUCCAGAUCCCUCAAUUCCACGACCAGAACCUCAACCCAAAUGACGUCCCUGGCUUAGUUAACAAAGGCUUCUUCACGGGGAUGUCGAAGCCUCAGGAACCCACGGUUUUGUAAACAGGCCUCGGGGAUUUGGAGGUUCAUGGAGGUCGUGUAUGUGUUCUCUUUC